Myotis daubentonii (Daubenton's bat) is the source of this 936-nucleotide messenger RNA. Its product is annotated as olfactory receptor 1J4-like. Gene Ontology annotation, cellular component: membrane. Gene Ontology annotation, biological process: G protein-coupled receptor signaling pathway. Gene Ontology annotation, molecular function: G protein-coupled receptor activity; olfactory receptor activity. Lineage: Eukaryota; Metazoa; Chordata; Mammalia; Chiroptera; Vespertilionidae. The record is from RefSeq and is a predicted model, not a curated record.
AUGAGGCCUGAGAACCAGAGCAGCGUGUCCCAGUUCCUCCUCCUGGGGCUCCCCAUCCCACCAGGGCAGCAGGGCGUGCUCUUCACCCUGUUCCUGGGCAUGUACCUGACCACGGUGCUGGGCAACCUGCUCAUCAUCCUGCUCAUCAGGCUGGACUCUCGCCUGCACACGCCCAUGUACUUCUUCCUCAGUCACUUGGCCUUCACUGAUGUCUGCUUUUCAUCUGUCACUGUCCCUAAGAUGCUCACGAACAUUCAGACUCGGCAACAAUCCAUCCCCUAUGUGGGGUGUAUUUCUCAGUUGUAUAGCUUCAUACUUUUUGCUGGUGUUAACAAUUUCCUUCUGGCAGGGAUGGCAUAUGACAGGUACGUGGCCAUCUGUCACCCUCUGCGCUAUACCACCAUCAUGAGGAAUGGGCUGUGCAUGUUCCUGGUGGCUGGGUCUUAUAUGGUUGCCUGUGUCCAUGCACUUUUUCAUACCCUCCUCUUGGUCCGCCUGUCCUUCGGUGCCCACAAUAUCAUCACCCACUUCUUCUGUGAUCUCACUGUGCUGCUGAAGAUGAGCUGCUCAGACAUCUCCCUCAAUGAGCUGGUCCUAUUCACCGAGGGAGGAAUGCUUUACUUCCUGCUUUUGUGUGUUAUUUUAGGCUCCUAUAUCCGUAUAGGGACCAUCAUGCUGAGGGUGCCCUCCACUAAGAGACUCUUUAAAGCCUUUUCUACCUGUGGCUCCCAUCUCUCUGUGGUGUCUUUAUACUAUGGGACAGCUGCAGGUGUUUACUUUUUCUCCUCAUCAUGGGGUUCUAAAGACAUAAUUGCUUCUGUCAUGUAUGCAGUAGUUACCCCCAUGCUGAACCCCUUCAUCUACAGCCUGAGGAACAGAGAUAUAAAACAGGCGUUACAGAUGUGUGUCAAUAGGGUUAAGUUCUUUAACUGGUAA